AUGAGCUUCUACAGCCUUCACGUGACUCUACACCAUGAGAUCGCCAAAGUCCAGUCUCGCUUCUAUUGGGCAGGUGACAACAAUAAGCACAAAUACCAUAUGGUCAGCUGGCCUGACAUUUGCAAGCCUCGGGAACAAGGUGGCCUCGGUAUCAUGUGCUCUAAGCGCAUGAAUAUUGCCCUCCUAUCCCGCUGGCUCUGGCGCAUCUCGCAAGGUCACGGUGGCCUCUGGUUAGACAUCAUCCGGAACAAGUACCUGCGUGGGCAACCCCUAGCCUUCUGUCAGCGCACUGGUGGUUCCCAGUUCUGGCAGUCGGUCGUCCAACUUCUCCCAGUUCUCCGCAUUGGGACCUCCAUCUUGGUUGGAUCUAGGGCUGCGACUUUGUUCUGGUUUGACCGGUGGGCUGGCGACACCCCCUUCGCGGCGCGCUUCCCCGACCUCUUCUCCAUCGCUGUCGACCCUUCGAUCUCAGUAGAGAGGGCCCUUAUUGACUUAGGGUGCCUCGCAUUCCGGAGGCCAUUUGGGCCUCCGGAUUCCGCCGACUCGCGUGAGUUGCUUGAUUGCGUCACUCUCCACGAGCCGAUAGUGGACGCUGGCGCGGAUCAGGUGAGGUGGCACCUUGUGCCGUCAGGCCAAUUCUCCACCAAGUCCCUGAACCAGGCCAUCGCCCCCUCCACCGCGCCUGCUCCCCUUACGGCGAUGUGA
This is a messenger RNA of Aegilops tauschii subsp. strangulata, 705 nucleotides long. Lineage: Eukaryota; Viridiplantae; Streptophyta; Magnoliopsida; Poales; Poaceae. The record is from RefSeq and is a predicted model, not a curated record.